Messenger RNA from Cherax quadricarinatus, 957 nucleotides. Lineage: Eukaryota; Metazoa; Arthropoda; Malacostraca; Decapoda; Parastacidae. The record is from RefSeq and is a predicted model, not a curated record.
GUAGCCUACCCGUUCCUGCACGAGGCUUCCUUCAUCAUGGUCAACACACCAGGCAUUGACUACCGUCAGAGCUCUGUCCUGGGUAAUGUCUUCAAUCCAGCCUUCGUACCAAACCAUAAUACUGACUUCCCACGACCUUUCUCUAUCUGGCAUCGAUUUAUUAACACUCUAGUGCAAAUAGCAUUUGCUGUUUACUGGAGGAAGUGGGUCAUCGUGCCUCUGGUACAAGACGAGAUCUCAGCACAGUUCCCGGAGCUGCCACCGUUGUUGGAGUUAGAGAGGAACAUGAGUCUAGCACUGAUGAACACACACUUUAGCAUCGGUAUACCACUGCCUCUCCUGCCCUCACAGGUGGAGGUGGGCGCCAUGCACUGUCGCCCUGGUAACCCUCUGCCUCAGGAACUGGAGUCAUGGAUCACUGGAGCAGGAUCUACUGGUGUCAUCUACUUUAAUUUGGGUUCAGUUGCUCAAGGCAACACUGUGCCAGUCCAGUACCGGGAAAUCUUCCUCCAGGCCUUCGGCAGGUUGCCUCAGCGAGUCAUCUGGAAAUACGAGGGAGACUUGGAGAACGUCCCCGAUAAUGUGAUGAUUAGCAACUGGCUUCCUCAGCAAGAUAUUCUUGCUCACAACAACGUGAAGGUGUUCAUCACACACGGUGGUCUACUCAGCAUGCAGGAAGCCAUCUACCACGCCACGCCACUCCUCGCUGUUCCCAUCUUCGUGACCAGUUUAGGAAAUUCAAUGUUCAUUAGGAGAUCUGAACUGGGAGAUUUUCUGCUGUGGGAGGAACUCACUGAGAACAUGAUCAUCGUCACUCUUGCUGAUAUUAUCAACAAUAUCAAGUUGGGUAAGAUUCGCCAGAAAAUAGGAAAAGUAUUUCCUGACGUGGAUCUUAGUCACAAUGAUGACCCACAGCCGGGGUUAGAACUUCUGCUGGAUUACACCUGCACCCCUUAA